Plodia interpunctella (Indianmeal moth) is the source of this 1260-nucleotide messenger RNA. RefSeq lists its product as uncharacterized. Bases 84 to 767 code for a protein of 227 amino acids. The record is from RefSeq and is a predicted model, not a curated record. Lineage: Eukaryota; Metazoa; Arthropoda; Insecta; Lepidoptera; Pyralidae. The transcript has 3 exons.
CUCUUUGGCAGUCUUUGGUAGCCACUUCGAGGACCUGCCACGCUUUUUAACGCGGAAUUAUCCUCAAACAAUCCUUUGUAGAUAUGGAUAUGACAAAAAAACUUACAAAAGAUCUCAUUGAAAUGUAUUGGGAGCGCAAAUGUUUGUGGCAAGUAAAUUCGAAAGAGUACAAAAAACGUGACAUGAAAAAGAAGGCUUACCAAGAGAUUGUAAUGUUCCUACGCCGGAAUGGAGUGAAGGAGGCCAAUGCAAAGUUGGUCCGAGAAAAGAUUCAAAAUUUGAGGCGGGCAAUGAGGAAGGAAAAGAAAAGAAUAGACAGUUCAGGUGGAAAUUACAGUCCAACACUUUGGUACUACGAUUUAUUAAUAUUUGUCAAUGAUCAAUACGAAGACACUGCAUCAAUAUCCAAUUCUAGUAAAAUAGGAGAUGAAAAAUAUAGUGACAUAUUUUGCACGGACACUGAGGAAGAUUUAUUUAGCGGUGAUGACGAAAAGAUUAUUAAAGAAGAACGAUCUACUCAGAAGGCUUUACACAAAGUACUAAUAAAAGAAGAAAAUAAAGAGCAAGGAAAGAAACUUAUAGAGGAAAUUUCUACAGAAACAUUAAAUACAUCUGAAUUCGAAGCUGUCGGUAUCAAUUUUACAGCUAAGUUAAAGAGAAUGGAUUACAAACAACAGAUCUUUGCUGAACUGUUAAUACAGAAAGUUUUAGCACGAGGUCUAUUGGGUCAGCUAAGUGACAAGACAGACGUUACAGAUAAAUCGUAAUACUGCAAAAGUAUUGAUGAAUUUAUAGAUUUAAGAGUAAUUAAUGAUAAUACUGAAUCUAGUAGAAUAUUCUUUUAAAUAAAAUUAUUUGUUUAGAAUAAAUGAACCCUUACCAUGUGCUCAGAAUGUGGUAUGAAUGAACAGUGAACUGAAUUUUACAAAUAAAUAAUAAAAUAAAUUUGUGGUUUGAUAUAAUGUUUAUCAAACCACAAAUUUACAUAUUUCUCUAUUCUAGUGACUGCAGAGGAUUCGGCAGCAGUCUAAAAAUAAACGUAGUCGAGCGAGUCACGUGAAACUACCGACAGCUUAUUAUUCAGCAGACUAACCUUCAACCAGGGAAUAAAUAUUUUUAUAUGCCGCAUAAACGUAGUUAUUCCUCGUGAUCGAUAUCAUUUUAUUAUAAACAAGUAUCCUAAAGGUAUCCGCUCCACGUGAGCUUGUUGCUGACGCAGAAUUUGAAUCCGAAAAUUCAUAUACAUUGUAAUAUAAUUCA